AUGGAAGUACAGUCACGGCCACCUCCUCCGACUUCGCCACCACCCCCACCAGAGGCAUAUAAGCCUCGGGAAGCUGCCUUCUAUGGGCGGUUGAAGGAGGCAACGAUGGACCUGGGAGCGGCACACAUCGACUCCCUGCGUGCCAUCUUCACUUCACGGGUCGUACAAACUCGGGCCCGCCUUCACGGCUUCACAGCAAACACGCACGGAGUGCAGGAUCCAAAGCUGUCUGGCCUUCGAGGCAACGUCCUCGCCCUUGGGCUCGGACUUUUAGAGAGGACCGAGGCCGUCUUGGACUUGCUGCUGCAGCUGGCAGAUACGGAGGGCCAAGAGCACCAGGUGGCCGCCAUUAAGGAGGACAUGGAGGAGGAGUGUGAACUUCAGGACCGCCGUCUGGGCGGCUUCUUGCAGGUGCCUCGCGUUCUGUCCACGCAGGUGUUUCAAUCGUUUGCCGUGCCAUUGACAAGAUCUCGCACGGUGAAAGUGACGAUCAUUGGCGUGCAGGAUACUUGCGUCUCCAUUCUGCAGCUGCUUCGGGUGCAAGAGCUGUGGCAGACUCUUCGUGGUCUUCACAGUUGGGCUCAGGAGAAGCAGAAGGAGCUGACAGAUAAAGAUCCUGCAGAAAAACCGGCCGUAGCAGUUCGCGCUGCCAAGUUUGCGCGGCGUGGGUGCGAGAAGCUGCUGGGUGAUAGGUUAGGACGGCUCCUUGACAGUCAUGUUUUUGUGCACAUCUUGGGGCGAAAUGCACCCGACGCUGCUGAGGAGGUCCGAAACAACCUCGAGAAAGCUGCGCAGAUGACCGGACAGGCUCCAGGCCUGCUCGUCGAGGAGAUCUUCCAAGAAGUUUCUCCCGGCGAACAUGACAUAGUGCAGAUUGCGGACCUCAGGGAGUUGCAGAACGAAAGCGGACGGGGCAUACAUCUCGUGGUGAAGAACUCCUUCUUCGAAUUGAUAGAGGAAGAGAGCCCGCGAGAGCUGCGACGAGCGCGUUCCUGCGAUGCGGUGCUGACUUUGGGCCUCGUCGAGCAAGCACUUCAGGCCGAAGCAGCCGAAGCGACCGAAGCAGCACUAGCUGCACCAAGCUCAUCGUCGAGAAGGUGCCGUCAAGCAAGUGAAGGUGCUGAGACCACCGUGGCUUCCGAGAGGGUAGACACUGGGGCUGGGAGUGCUGGCAGCUCUGCCAACACUUCCGAGGAAAGAGGAGAAAGAGGAGAACGACGUACUGAGUCUGGCAAAGAACCUGCCGUGGCCGUGGGCACCGCGCCAGCAUCGUCAUCCAUACCUUCGGGGGUAGACGAGUCGUUGGCAGAGGAUGCGCUUCUGAAUGAAAGCAGCCCAAAACAUCAAGGUGAUAUCAUCAACGAAGCCGAUAGAAUGACUGUGAUGCUCCGAAACGUUCCACAGGAGUAUUCUCGCCGCCACAUCCUAGACUUGCUCGACAGGGCCGGAUUCUGCGGCAGGUAUGACUUUGUGUACUUGCCCGUGGAUUUUACCAGGGGACGUAGCUUGGGGUAUGCUUUGGUCGGGCUCAUCAGUCACGAUUCUGCUCGGCAGCUACUCGAGCAGCUUCAGGGCUGCGCUUUUCCUGGCAUCGACCCGAGCGUGCGCUGUGAAGCUUCCUGGAGCCAGCCUCAUCGAGGUCUUGAUGGUCACAUCGAACGGUACAGAAACAGUCCUGUCAUGCACCCAAGCAUGCCUGACGAGUACAAGCCCGUGAUUUUCGCCAACGGCGAGCGCAUUGACUUUCCGCCCCCUACAAAGACAAUCCGAGCUCCACGUAUUCGGCAUCCGAAGACACAGCGGCGGCCUCCAGGACUUCAGGGGCCACCAGAGUUUCUGUGA
Molecule: messenger RNA, 1842 nt
Organism: Symbiodinium natans
Lineage: Eukaryota; Dinophyceae; Suessiales; Symbiodiniaceae
Source: the annotation of a GenBank genome assembly